Closterium sp. Naga37s-1 is the source of this 659-nucleotide messenger RNA. Lineage: Eukaryota; Viridiplantae; Streptophyta; Zygnematophyceae; Desmidiales; Closteriaceae. The record is from the annotation of a GenBank genome assembly.
AUGGGGCAAUGGACAGUAGCACACCACAAGAGGGUGUUGGUGAGGAUGGAGAUGCUGAAUUAUUGGAUGAGGAGUGGGGCAGCGGUUCGGAUUCAGAGGAUGAUUUGGAGGAACAACCAGUGGUCGAAGGUGCUCAAGCUGGUGCUCAAGGUGCUGUCCAAGGUCAUGUGCACACCGUUCUGCGUGAAGUAUUUGGAGGGAUGGGAGGAGGAGGUGAGAAUGGGGGAUGCGGAGAGAUGGGAGGUGCAGGUGAGAAUGGGGGAGGCGGAGGGAUGGGAGGAGGAGGUGAGAAUGGGGGAGGCGGAGGGAUGGGAGGAGGAGGUGAGAAUGGGGGAGGCGGAGGGAUGGGAGGAGGAGGUGAGAAUGGGGGAGGCGGAGGGUUGGGAGGAGGAGGUGAGAAUGGGGGAGGCGGAGGGUUGGGAGGAGGAGGUGAGAAUGGGGGAGGCGGAGGGUUGGGAGGAGGAGGUGAGAAUGGGGGAGGCGGAGGGUUGGGAGGAGGAGGUGAGAAUGGGGGAGGCGGAGGGAUGGGAGGAGGAGGUGAGAAUGGGGGAGGCGGAGGGAUGGGAGGAGGAGGUGAGAAUGGGGGAGGCGGAGGGUUGGGAGGAGGAGGUGAGAAUGGGGGAAUGGGAGGAGAGGCAAGAGCAGGAGGGAGGGGAGUA